CAAAAUUAAAGAAAGGGAUAAGAAGCAAAAAGAGAAGAAGAAGCACAAAAUAAUGAAUGAAAUCAAGAAAGAAAACGGAGAGGUCAAAUUAUUGCAGAAAGGUGGGAAGGAGAAACCAAAAACCAAUGCAGAAGAACUACAGAUUAAGAAAGUUAAGAAGAAAAAGAAAAAGAAACAUAAAGAAAAUGAGAAAAGGAAGCGUCCAAAAAUGUACAGCAAAUCCAUUCAGACCAUCUGCUCAGGAUUGGUUUCUGAUGUUGAGGAUCAGGAAGCCAAAGGCAUCAUAGAUGAUCAUCUUAAGGAUUUCAAUGGGAAAAAUAUGGAUCCCAAGAAGGACUGUGAGUCCAAGAUACCAGAGAACAGUGAGUUUCCGUUUGUCUCGUUAAAGGAGCCACGGGUUCAAAAUAAACUCAAAAGGUUGGACACAUUGGAGUUCAAACAGCUGAUUCAUGUUGAGCACCAGCCUAACGGAGGUGCAUCAGUUAUCCAUGCCUACAGUAAUGAACUCUCCCACUUAUCUCCUGUGGAGAUGGAGAGAUUUGCAGAAGAGUUUGUGGGUCUGGUUUUUAGUGAAAAUGAAAACUGUGCAGCUUACUAUGUAAUGGGUAUUGUUCAUGGGGCAGCUACUUAUUUACCUGACUUUUUAGACUACUUUUCAUUUAAUUUUCCCAAUUCACCAGUGAAAAUGGAGAUUUUGGGAAAGAAAGAUAUAGAGACAACGACUAUGUCAAAUUUUCAUGCUCAGGUAAAAAGAACAUACUCUCAUGGUACCUAUAGAGCUGGCCCAAUGAGACAGAUCAGCCUAGUUGGAGCAGUUGAUGAGGAAGUGGGGGAUUACUUUCCUGAAUUCCUUGAUAUGUUGGAAGAAUCACCUUUCUUAAAAUGUACGCUGCCAUGGGGAACACUUUCUAGUCUAAAAUUAGAGAGCCGCAAAGACAGUGAUGAUGGUCCCAUCAUGUGGGUGCGUCCAGGAGAACAAAUGAUCCCUGUGGCUGACAUGCCAAAGUCACCUUUCAAAAGGAAGAGAACUACCAAUGAAAUAAAAAACUUGCAGUACCUACCUCGAACCAGUGAGCCCCGUGAAAUGCUAUUUGAAGACCGGACCCGAGCCCAUGCAGAUCACAUAGGACAAGGCUUUGAACGGCAGACUACAGCUGCUGUGGGAGUAUUGAAGGCUGUGCACUGUGGAGAGUGCUCUCCCGUGAACACAAAUACACUCAUUAAGGGAUGUUAUGGAGGAUGCAGGUCUGAGCAGCCUCGUAUAACCAAAGAUGUAAUUUGUUUUCAUGCUGAAGACUUUUUGGAGGUAGUUCAGCGAAUGCAAUUAGAUUUGCACGAACCCCCACUCUCACAGUGCGUCCAGUGGGUGGAUGAUGCAAAACUUAAUCAACUCCGAAGGGAAGGCAUUCGAUAUGCUAGAAUUCAGUUAUUUGAUAAUGACAUUUAUUUUAUUCCAAGGAAUGUCGUACACCAGUUCAAAACAGUUUCAGCUGUGUGCAGUUUGGCUUGGCACAUCCGACUCAAGCUAUAUCAUUCAGAGGAAGAACUUUCUCAAAAUGCAAGUACUCUUGAAGCAGGGACAUCUGCAGACCCCAAGUCUUCGGUUAUCGGACUUCAGACUGACAACAGAAUUUGUACGACAAGCAAAAAUACCUCCGAAGACACCAAAUGUUCAGAUACUCUGCAGACGAAGUAUCUGCAGGAGGAGUUUAUGUCAAUAAAACAUGAACCUAUGGCAUCUCACCGAAUAAAAGAAGAAUCUACGAAUGUUGAUUCUGCUGGUAAGACAGUAGCACCUAAUGACAUCGAGGGUCAGACUGUUCAGACUAGAUUGGAUCACGUUGAAUUGACGGCAUUUAAGUUUGAAAUGGAUUCUAAAUUUGACCCUGGCAACAAGGACACACCAGAGAAGUUAUGCCCUGGAAGUCACAUACAUCCAGAUGAUACAAGACAACAUAGUUCAUCAUAUCCAAAUCUGCAUGGACAAAGAGAAGAUGACUUUUUGUGCUAAAUUUGUAUAUAUAGUUUUAAAUUCCUUUUUGAACUUAAUGACGUAAUAAUGUAAAGAUUCAUAAAUUCUGUGAGGCGAGUUUAUGACUUGCCUUCGCGUCUGUUACAGAAAAUAGUUAUGUAGCUUUGUAACAUUCCUCAGUGCCUGUCCAUAACUGUGAAGUAUCAAAGCACUUAGGGCCAGAUGCACUGUAAACACUGCAGGUUUAACAUAAAGAAGUCUUUAAAUAAUUUUGAGUUGUAGGUUUUAGAGUAGAGCUGACAUUUAACAUAUAUAUUUUUUGUAAGAUGAGCCAGAAUUCUUUUUGACAAUUCCAGGCUUUUCCAUAGAGCUUAUUUAUACCAAUUUUUUCAUUUUAAAUGUGUCAGCACUGUAGUGUAAAUAUCUUUUUUAAGAAUCUUUUUAGUGUGAUUUAUACUGAAAUGUGAGCCGCUUAAUAAAGGUUCAUAAUAACAAAUUGGUUUUAUUUUUGAGUCUGCAAAAAAUAAUUCAGUUAAACUGCCUCUGUAAAUGGUUAUGUUUCUACCUGCACUAAUGCAUAGGAUGCCUUUACUCCAUGCUGGAGUGAGGAGCUGUAGCAAAUCAAGGUAGAGUUGAGGCAUUCUUUGUAAAUCAAGAUUAUUCAGAAUGAAAAAUCAGCCCUCCCUCCACCAGAUUUCUUACUGUUGCUCAUUGAAGGCACUCCCCAAACUCCUGUUGUCAGAUGUUAACAGUGGAGCAGAGAGGCAAACCUUCCCCCAACCUUCUUGCGUUGUGGAGCACGUUUGGAUAUCUGGUGCGUGCCACCAGCAACCUCUCUCUGCAGAUGAGCUGGGGCAAGGGGGCAGACUCCCUUCUGUGCUUGCUUUCUCCCCCUUUACAAGCCACGAUUGAUCUUUUAUUCAAAAAUGUGAAGUGGAACUGUCUUGAGUCAGUUAUCUGACUAAAUUGGAACAAAGACUAUUUCUAAACGCUUACUUACCAAGUCGUAAAGGCCUCAGUCUUGGCAGUGACCUGCAAUUUGCUGAGGCAUGUUUGGAUUUGAAUUGCUCCGUAUGCUGAUAGUGCAAGGCAAUAAAGAUACUUGCCAACGUAUCCAGUAGGAAGAUUCCUUGUGAGUCGCAGUUCAGAAGUAAGAGCUAUUUCAUUAAGAAAAUAAGUGGUGUCCAAGUUAACUGCUCACCUCUCUCCACUCCUGUGGAGCUCUAGAAUUCUGUUAAGCCGUGUUCUGAGGGAAGAAGAUUUCAAGGCUAAGCUAGCAUCUGAUGUGGUAAUAGCAACACUCUGUAAUUUAACUUAUUUAAUUCUGUAUGUAACAUAUUGCUGGAUAGUUCAAACACAUCGGAACUCUGUUUCUUUUCAGGUAGCUACAAAUAGCAGUAAACUGCCCUGCAGCACGUCCUUCAACUAAGUAUUUAAAACUUAAAAUCCUAAGCCUGUUAUUAUUUCUAAAGCCCUCUGUAUCUGUGAAUUUUUUUGUAUUUUUCACCUAUAACUUUCUAAAAGUUGUCUGUCCUUAUGUGCCCAAUUUAUAACCUUUGAUCAUUUUGGCUUCAUUUGUAGCAACAGAACAAUGUGACUUCUUUUCCAGGUGAUGUCUGAUUCAACCACCUGAGGCCCUUUUGUUGUUGCAAACGUUUUUUGCUCAUAGGUUGGUAUAAUUCAAAAUGUUACUGCAUACUUAUGCAUGGCACUAAAAUCGGGCAUUUAACUGAUGAGCGCCCUGGUUUGUUUAAUCUAAAAUAGAUCUGUCAAGGAAUUAUUAAUCAAAUCAGCAUUUGACUUACUAAACAUUACUCCUGCAUAGCCAUAACUACGUAUUAGAGAAGCAAUAGAAACUCUUGGAUGUGGCUAAUAUUUCCUUGCUGUUUUCAUUAAUGCUGGUUAAGAAAUUACUACCAGUUCUGCAGCCUCAGGGAUCUUGCUUUCCCCUCACUCCAUAAGCAAGUGGUUCAUGUGUGGCAUGGUAAGUUAUGUUAGUCUAGCACAUUCCGAUUUGAAAAGCAGAUUGGCUCACGUGGUAACUUGAGUCAUCUGGAUAGAAAUACAGUCUCAGUUGCCCUUGGGUUUUCUGGAUUAUGUGCAAAUUUCCACCCAUAAUCCCUGUGGCCUCUUGAGCGCGCACACACAAACAUGUAGCCUUCUGUUCCCCUUCUAUGUGUCAGCUAUUGGAGAACAGUAAAAGGGAAGAGUUGCACAUUGUAGUCUGCACCAAGCAUGCAGCUUUUCAAGUGGAUUAGCAGAAGGCUUCAGCUUCAUCAAAUCCAGUUUUGACAGAUACUGUUUUUUGUUGUUUUUUAUUUCAUUUAGGUAUAUUUUUUUUAGUCUAAUUUGUAUGCUCGUGAUCUGUAUGUUGAUUAUCUAUUAUGGUUCAAGCACUUUUUUUUUUCAGUUGUGUCAAAUUUUAGUAAAAUGUAUACAUCCCCCUUGACAGCAAACAAUUUUCUGCAUCACAGGUCUUGUCCAGACUGAGUAAAUUAAUCUUUGAAAAUACUUUAGCAAAUGUGACUUUGCACUUGAAACUUAAACUUUAUUUCCAUUUAAAAACCUGCCCAGUGGUCACGGCUGACCUGGCCUCUGCCAUACCUGCUCAGGUAUGUCUUGGUUCUGUAAUUUUGCUUCUUCUGAGCUGCCUAAAUCUUUUUUUUUUUAAACACUUUCCAAGUUUUAAAGUGUAUCAGUUCUUGCAGUUUAUGCAUCCUAUUUGAUUUUUGAGACAAACUACAUCCUGAUUUAUAGACAGAAUGCCUUGCAAACAGAAUAUGAACAAUGCUGGGAUUACUAAUUGCUGUCAGAACUUCCUUUGUAUUCAAAGAUGUAAGUGUUCUGGGUUGAGUAACUAUGUUAAUAUAUACUUUUUAGUUUGCUUUAAAAAAAAAAAAAAGUGGUUUUGUCCUCUACCUUUUGGUGUAUUCGUUUUGAUGCGGUUGCUUUUUAAGAGGGGAGUACCUUUUCUGCGAAGUUCAGCUCCCAAGUUGUUCAUUUGUCUGACAAAAGUCUUGCUUUGGUUUCAGGUGGUCCUAUGCUAUGAUCUUUGUUCCUGCCACAUACAACUUAAGACUUUUGCUUCAGCAAUAAAUCUUUCAUGCCUUCU
This is a messenger RNA of Struthio camelus australis, 5084 nucleotides long. Lineage: Eukaryota; Metazoa; Chordata; Aves; Struthioniformes; Struthionidae. The record is from RefSeq and is a predicted model, not a curated record.